This is a messenger RNA of Malaya genurostris, 2550 nucleotides long. RefSeq names its product serine/threonine-protein phosphatase PP2A 65 kDa regulatory subunit (gene Pp2A-29B). Gene Ontology annotation, molecular function: protein binding; protein phosphatase regulator activity. Gene Ontology annotation, cellular component: cytoplasm; protein phosphatase type 2A complex. Bases 173 to 1957 code for a protein of 594 amino acids. The record is from RefSeq and is a predicted model, not a curated record. The transcript has 6 exons. Gene Ontology annotation, biological process: protein dephosphorylation. NCBI's taxonomy places the organism in Eukaryota, Metazoa, Arthropoda, Insecta, Diptera, Culicidae.
AUUUUUGAAAUUGCUACCUGGCAUCUCUGGCACGCAUUCAAGUUGCGCUGUUCGAGCUCAGGAAGGAGAAGAAACUUUCGUCACCGAAGAAAUUCGUCCGCAAAACGUUCGAAGCGUUUCGGAAUCUAAAAAUUAACCAUUUUGCCGGCAGAAUAACAUACCUACACAAAACAUGGCUGCCAGUACCAGUGGUGAUAAAGCAGCGGAUGAUUCACUUUACCCGAUUGCUGUGCUGAUCGAUGAGCUAAAAAAUGAGGAUAUUCAGUUACGUCUAAAUUCAAUCAAAAAGCUGUCGACGAUCGCAUUGGCUCUUGGUGAAGAACGGACUCGUACUGAGUUGAUUCCAUUUCUAACGGAAACUAUCUACGACGAGGAUGAAGUGCUUCUGGCGCUUGCUGAGCAACUGGGUAACUUUACAUCCCUUGUUGGUGGACCGGACUAUGCAAUGUACUUGAUCCCACCGCUGGAAUCAUUGGCCACGGUAGAGGAAACUGUUGUUCGUGACAAAGCUGUUGAAUCAUUGCGUAUCGUGGCUGCCCAGCACAGUGCUCAGGAUUUAGAAAUUCACGUAGUCCCAACUCUGCAGCGGUUGGUAUCCGGUGAUUGGUUCACAUCACGGACUUCGGCAUGCGGACUGUUCUCGGUUUGCUACCCAAGAGUAUCGGCAGCGGUCAAAGCAGAGCUGCGAAAUAAUUUCCGUCAGCUGUGCCAGGAUGAAACUCCGAUGGUUCGUAGAGCUGCCGCUGGAAAGUUGGGUGAAUUCGCCAAAGUCGUCGAGUUGGAAUAUUUGAAGUCGGAUUUGAUCUCGAUGUUUGUCCAGAUGGCUCAAGACGAUCAGGAUUCAGUUCGUCUACUGGCUGUGGAAGCUUGCGUCAGCAUUGCUCAGCUACUGCAGCAGGACGAUGUGGAACAUAAUGUAAUGCCAACCUUACGUCAAUGUGUAAAUGAUUCAUCUUGGCGCGUUCGUUAUAUGGUUGCAGAAAAGUUCACCGAGCUACAGAAAGCGGUUGGACCAGAAAUAACGAAAACUGAUCUGGUUCCUGCAUUUCAGUAUUUGCUUAAGGACACUGAGGCUGAAGUCAGAUCCUCGGCUGCCACUAAAGUGACGGAAUUUUGUUCCAACUUGGAUAAGGGUAGCCAGGAACAGAUCAUAAUGACAUCAAUUCUCCCCUAUGUCAAGGAACUGGUGGCUGAUCCUAAUCAGCAUGUCAAAUCUGCUCUGGCGUCGGUCAUUAUGGGACUGAGCCCGAUUCUUGGCCGUACCAACACAAUCGAACAUUUGCUACCGUUGUUCCUACUUCAAUUAAAGGAUGAGUGGCCAGAAGUUCGUCUAAACAUUAUUUCCACAUUGGAGUGUAUCAAUGACGUCAUCGGAAUCCAACAGUUAUCGCAAUCUCUACUCCCUGCCAUUGUCGAACUAGCCGAGGAUUCAAAAUGGCGCGUUCGGCUGGCCAUUAUCGAAUACAUGCCUUUGCUGGCUGGCCAACUCGGGCAGGAGUACUUCAAUCAGAAGCUGCGGGAUCUUUGCUUCAACUGGUUGAACGAUCACGUCUAUGCUAUUCGCGAAGCUGCCACUUUGAAUAUGAAGAAAAUUGUACAAACAUUCGGCACACAAUGGGCAGAAACUAACAUCAUUAAUCAGAUUUUAGUCAUGUAUAAGAACAGUAAUUAUCUGCACCGGAUGACUUGUCUCUUUUGCAUCAACGCUCUGGCCGACGUUGUUGGUGCCGACAUCAUCAAGCGACUGUUUCUGCCAACUAUUAAGGUUCUCGCGACCGAUCCGGUUGCGAAUGUGCGUUUCAACGUCGCUAAGAGUCUACAAAAGCUGUCCCCAUUCCUGGACCAAGCCGCAAUCGACGAACAUGUGAAACCGAUUUUGGAAAAGCUCAACACUGACGCCGACGUUGAUGUCAAGUAUUUCGCCUCCGAAGCAAUGGUUGGAAUUGCCGCCGCCUAAUCCCGUUCGGAAUAUUUUAUAUGCAAUGUUUAAGGCAAGGUGGAAAGAAACAGACCUACUAAUAUUCAAAGAACAGCUACUUAUCUGACAAAAUAUUUCACGUUCUCAAGGCGCUUAGUUUUACGUGGGUACAUCAAAAGUUAUAGCGUUCAAUUUUUGUUUUAUUCUUCAGUCCUUUCGGACAAGAAGACGGCGACCUUUGGCUUUACAUAAACAAAACAAUAGAUGGAAAUGUUGGUUAGUAAAACAAAAUGCUAAAUAAAUGAUUCAUUGUUAAAUCUCUAACACCACACAAACAAUCAUCCGUGACGGAGCAGAUCCACACAUGUAAAACAUUCAUACUAUAUUACUUUUUCAACACAAGACCGGUUCACAAUUUUCAUCAAGGAUGGUGAGGCAUUUCGACUCGAGUGUUGGGAGAUAUUUUUGUGUUUCCUUUUUGAUAACUCUACACACAAAAAAGUAAUUUAAAGUAUAACACAACUGGAAAAAAGUAUAACCAAUUAAAAUAUUCUAAGUUUAAGCUUUAUGGAAAACACACUCUACGUAAGGUAACAUGUAAUAAAGUCCAAUAAAGGAACAAAUUAACAAAA